AUGGGUAUGGAAUUUGUCUUUAUAAAUGUUAAGGAGCCGAAGGAUGCUCUUCAGCUCGCGAAGGAGCCCGAAAUCCGAUCUCACGUGGCUCGGUACCAGUGGAAGCAAGUCGAGAAUCGCCCGUCUCUCAAGCGAAAGAGAAAUACGGUGGUAUCAGUCUGCAUGAGCAUAGACUGUUGCUCAACCUGGCAAUCACGAAGCGAUUAUAAGGACGACUCUCCUGACAGUACGUCCUCCACCUCCACCGUCUCUAUUCCUCUGCAGUUGGGGGGACUGCGAGACGACCCUUUUCGGUCCUAUCCGGUCGGGUUCAAGUCGUUCAUGCCGGUAUUCGUGGAUCACUACCUGGUGCAUAUGGCCGUGGACAUCCCGGAGCUCGAUCAACCCGGGAACAAGGGCCUUCUGAGAACCAGCUGGUUCCCUUUGGUGAUGAGCGAGCCCUCCCUGUUCCUGGUCAUCAUGCUGCUCGCAGCAUCCCAUUAUGCAUCUGUGAGCGAGCAUGCCGCAGAUAUGAAAGUAGACCUCCUCACCCUUCGUUGUGAAGCCAUCCAAGCGAUCAACGAUGCCUUGAAGUAUCAACCACCGGACCGGGUCAGUGACGCACUGGUAGGCGCGAUAGCGAAGAUGGGAAGUUAUGAAGCGAUGUACGGGAACAUGGCGAGUUAUAGCGUGCACAUGAGAGGACUGACCCGGGCGGUCGGGUUACGAGGCGGUCUAUCCGCGCUUGGUCUGAACGGAUUACUCCGACGGAUCGUGGUCUGGAUCGACCGCAAUGCUGCCUUCCUGCAUGGAUCGGCGCUCUAUUACCCUGGCGCGACCUUUGUGCCGGGUCAAGCUCUCCCUGAGCCCAAUCCUGGUCAUUUUCUUGCAUCUUCGUGA
Messenger RNA from Aspergillus pseudonomiae, 879 nucleotides. RefSeq lists its product as uncharacterized. The transcript has 2 exons. Bases 1 to 879 code for a protein of 292 amino acids. The record is from RefSeq and is a predicted model, not a curated record. Lineage: Eukaryota; Fungi; Ascomycota; Eurotiomycetes; Eurotiales; Aspergillaceae.